Corylus avellana is the source of this 2006-nucleotide messenger RNA. RefSeq names its product cytochrome P450 94B3. Lineage: Eukaryota; Viridiplantae; Streptophyta; Magnoliopsida; Fagales; Betulaceae. The record is from RefSeq and is a predicted model, not a curated record. Gene Ontology annotation, molecular function: oxidoreductase activity, acting on paired donors, with incorporation or reduction of molecular oxygen; iron ion binding; heme binding.
UAUAUAUAUAUAUAUAUAUAUAUAUAUAUACACAACUAUAUAUGUUCAUUUUGGUCCACAGUUUCUUGCCGAAAAAGUCCAUCACUCUGACACACUCAACCAUGUUCAUCUUCCUUCUAGCUUUCAUCUCUCUAGGGCUUUUCCUUCUCUCUUUCAUCCUUCAGAUUCAUCAGGAUCGUUGGAUGAUCAAAUCGUCCACCACUCAUCAUGGCCCUACUUCGUACCCGAUUCUUGGCUGUCUGAUUUCUUUCUACAAAAAUCGCCAGCGCCUUUUGGACUGGUACACAGACAUCUUAUCCAAGUCACCCACGCAGACCAUCGUGGUGCGCCGGCUCGGUGCUCGCCGGACUGUCGUCACCGCAAACCCUGCUAAUGUGGAGUACCUGCUCAAGACCAACUUCAAGAACUUCCCCAAGGGCAAGCCAUUCACCGAAAUCCUCGGGGAUCUUCUCGGCUUUGGGAUAUUCAACGUCGACGGUGAGUUAUGGUCCACUCAGCGUAAAUUGGCCAGUCAUGAAUUUAGCACCAAAUCCUUGAGAGAGUUCGUUGUCAAAGCACUCGAAGACGAAGUCAAUCAACGACUGGUACCAUUGCUUGAAGAGGCUGCUGAGAAUGGGAAAAUGUUGGACUUGCAGGAGAUGUUUAGGAGAUUUGCGUUUGACACCAUCUGUAAGGUGUCGUUGGGGACAGACCCGUGUUGCCUAGACCUGUCGCGCCCGGCGCCGACGCUUGUGAAAGCCUUUGACAGAGCGUCCGAGAUAAGCGCCAUGCGUUCAAUGGCACCGGUGUUCUUGGUGUGGAAGACGAAGCGCUUGUUGAACAUAGGCUCGGAAAAGAAGCUCAAAGAGGCGCUCAACGUCGUGCAUGGCUCUGUGGCCGACAUCAUACGAGACAAGAAGCGAAUGCUCGAAGAAGAUCAAGAAAACAAAUGUGCAGACGGCGACUUGUUGUCGAGGUUGUUGCUGGCGGGGCACGACGAGGAGGUGGUGAGAGAUAUGGUUAUAAGCUUCAUCAUGGCCGGACGAGACACCACGUCAUCGGCCAUGACGUGGCUGUUUUGGUUGCUUUCUAAGUACCCAACACAAAAGGAACUCAUUCUAAACGAACUCAGCUCGAUACUCAACGAUGGCGAAAAGGAAAAGCCGUUGGAUUUUGAAGCUCUCAAGGAGAUGAAGUUUCUAAAGGCUUGCUUGUGCGAAUCCAUGCGGCUCUACCCGCCCGUUGCGUGGGACUCCAAGCACGCUCUCGUCGCCGACACUUUGCCGGACGGGACUCCGGUUGGGAAGGGAGACAGAGUCACGUAUUUUCCUUAUGGGAUGGGGAGGAUGGAGGAGCUCUGGGGAACGGACCGGUUCGAGUUUAAACCGGACCGGUGGUACGAUCAACCGGGUGGAGAGUUGAAACAUGUGAGUCCGUACAAGUUCCCGGUUUUCCAGGCCGGUCCGAGGGUGUGCCUUGGGAAGGAGAUGGCUUUUAUACAGAUGAAGUAUGUGGUGGCUACGCUUCUGAGGCGGUUCGAGUUCAGGCCGGUUUGUGAGAAGCGGCCGGCUUUUGUUCCUUUGUUGACUGGUCAUAUGGCCGGUGGGUUCAAUGUCAGGGUACGUAAGAUCAGUAGUGGCCAUUAAUAUUCACCAUUGCAUUGCACUUUGUAAAGUUAGUGGCUUGUCCAAAGCCACAGUACUCUACUUUUUCCAACGUUCUAUUUCUAAAUCCAAGCUUCGGAAUGUUGUUGAAACUUAAUUAUAUCGGAAACUAGGGUUCGGUUUCGGUCAAGUUUCAGUUUGAAUUGAAUCCGUCAAGACUAGAAUUUACUUGUUUCAUAACAAGACAUGAACAACAUAUGUUCUAAUUCUAACAGGUCGGGUUUCAAAUUAGGCUUGCAUAGUUGCAAUAUAAUGUUGUCAUCAUAUAUAAUUAAUUUUAAGAUCCUUCCGAGGCCAAAGGGUCUUUAUAAGCACACUAACAUUUUGAAAAUUUAAGUUAUUCAUGUCUUAGAUUUAGUCUGC